GAACUUUGUCCUUUAUCGUGACUCUGCGUUCACUCGGUAAAAUUCUAUUUUUUCACAAAGUGUAAAUCAACUUUUUUCUAAAAAUAGACUGAUGACGUCAGAUGUGGAUUUCCCAAACACAGCAUGGACGAAGAUCAGCAAGUUAAAAAACAGACAAGAAAGCCGCCGGUGAAUGAGGAAGACUUAUUGACUGUGCCUGAAGGAUGGAAAGAUCCGGGGAUCUCAAAAGAUGACAAUCCACAUGGGAUGAUGGCAGAGAGUUCUUUUGCAACCUUAUUCCCAAAAUAUAGAGAGAAAUAUCUACAAGAAUGUUGGCCCUUAGUGAAGAAAGCUCUAGCAGACCAUAAUCUGAAGGCAGAGUUAGAUCUUGUUGAAGGAUCAAUGACAGUGAGUACAUCCAGAAAGACGUGGGACCCCUAUAUUAUUAUAAAAGCUAGAGAUCUCAUAAAGCUGUUGGCUAGAAGUGUACCGUAUGAACAGGCAAUACGAGUGUUAGAGGACAAUGUUUUCUGUGAUAUCAUUAAAGUGGGAACUCUAGUCAGGAACCGGGAGAGAUUCGUUAAAAGGAGACAGCGGUUAAUAGGACCAAAUGGUUCUACUUUAAAGGCAAUAGAGUUACUGACAAAUUGUUAUGUCCUCGUUCAAGGGAACACUGUGUCUACUCUUGGCCCAUACAGAGGUAUUAAAGAGGUUAGAAGAAUUGUGAUAGACACUAUGAAAAAUGUUCAUCCUAUUUAUAACAUUAAAACAUUGAUGAUAAAAAGAGAACUAGCAAAAGAUCCACAGUUAAAAAAUGAAAACUGGGACAGAUUUCUACCGAAAUUUAAAUCCAAGAAUAUCAGUAAACGAAAACAACCGAAGAAGAAGAGAGACAAGAGAGUAUACACACCCUUUCCACCUCCACAACCAGAGAGCAAGGUGGACAAGGAGCUUGAAACAGGGGAAUAUUUCCUCAAGGAGAAUGAAAGAAAAGCCAAGAAGACUGCAGAGAAAAGGGAGAAAGAGAAAGAGGCUGUAGAGAAACGUAAGAAACAGAGAGCCCAGUCUUUUGUACCACCAGAGGAGAAAACAGUGGUUGCUAAGAAACAGAAAACAGAAGAUACAUCUGUUGAUGUGGAGAGUCUAAAGAAAAAGAUUAAAAAGGCACAGAAAAGAAAAUCUGCUGGUGGUGAUAAAACAUGAUCCGAUAUGACAAAGAAUUUAAAAUUGAGCCGUGUCAUGGGAAAACCAACAUAGUGGCUUUGCGACCAGCAUGGAUCCAGACCAGCCUGCGCAUCCGCGCAGUCUGGUCAGGAUCCAUGCUG
Mercenaria mercenaria is the source of this 1304-nucleotide messenger RNA. Its product is annotated as KRR1 small subunit processome component homolog. The record is from RefSeq and is a predicted model, not a curated record. The transcript has 10 exons. NCBI's taxonomy places the organism in Eukaryota, Metazoa, Mollusca, Bivalvia, Venerida, Veneridae. Gene Ontology annotation, molecular function: RNA binding. The coding region runs from base 124 to 1182 and encodes 352 amino acids. Gene Ontology annotation, cellular component: small-subunit processome; nucleolus.